AUGGCGACACCAGUUUCAAAGGCCACUACACCUGCAUCAGUAGCCGACCAGCAAAGGGUGUCGGAUACUGGCACUGCCGUCGGUGUAGUGGAUUUGCCAAGUGCUCCCGUUGCCGAGGGAGUCACCACUCGUGCUUCAUCUGCCGCCCGCCAAGAAGUGAUGUUCCAGGCUAUGCAAAAACGCAUCGCCGCGCUUGAACGUAGCCUGAAAGUUGCCCAAGACAAAAUAAGGGAACACGAGUUAACCAACGAAGCCCAGCGCGCUGAUGCGCAAAGCAUAGCCAGUGCACCCAGCGACAGUUCCGCCAACGAAUCUGCCUUGCCGUCAUCAAGCCUGCCGAUGACACAGAUCCAGUUGCUUCAGCCGCAAUCGCCGUUAAUAACAUGUGCUGCUACCUGUGUGCAUACGGUGCAGCCGCCGCCGCCUCAGAACGCUACACGUUAUCAGAUGUACACCGCUACUCGUUCCUCACCGCUUAUUUACACAUCCUCAACAAAUGGGACGUACAGCAGCUCGACUUUGCCUCCGGGCGACACAUUUGUUAGCAGUCUUCCGUCAACGGUGCCAAUUUCCGCUAAUGUGGGCUCCUUACCCUUGCAGUUUUCAACCCAGCCAAGGAAAUUGCAAGAUUUGCCGGAGUUUAGCGGGAAACCAGAGGACUGGCCGAUAUUUUUUACUGCCUACACCGAGUCAACCACUGUCUAUGGGUACAGUCGCUUUGAGAACAACUUACGCCUGCAGAAGUGCUUAAAGGGUGAAGCCCGAGAAGCUGUUAAAUCGCUACUAAUCCAUCCAAACAACGUGGCCAAUAUCAUAGAGCAACUUAAGUUCCGAUUCGGUCGCCCAGAGCAAUUAAUUCGAAGCCAGCUAGCCCAUGUUCGAGAAAUUGCCCCGAUAUCGGAAAGCUCAGUGGUAAAGUUGAUACCAUUUGCGACGAAGAUUAGCAACGCCUGUGCAUUUUUACGUUCUGCAUGUGGCGGAGAGCAGUAUUUAGUGAAUCCAACACUCCUCGAUGAGCUCGUCGGAAAGUUACCCAUGAGCAAGCGUAUCGAAUGGGCAGUCUUUGCGUCAUCUUUACAGCCUUACGCAACUGUUCAGCAUUUUAGCGAUUGGCUCACUCAACUUGCCAACGUCAUCUGCACGGUUUACGAUGGAGAAGCAGCGAAAGAUUCGAAGCGUCGGGUUGUGUUGCACGCUGCCGAAUCUCAACGUCAUUCAGCCUGCCCUAUUUGCCAGGGCCAACAUAAGCCAGCCGAUUGUACGCAGUUUAGUCAACUUACAGUGCCGGAAAGGUGGGAGGAAGUGAAGCGACGUCACCUUUGUUUUUCUUGUCUCAACGUUGGACAUGGGUCGCGCAAUUGCCAACGGCGCAAACUAUGUUCAACUGACGGGUGCAAACGGUGGCAUCAUAAAUUGUUGCACGAUAUUGGGAAAAUAAUCGAUGGGUCAUCAAACCAGUCACCGCGGCCUCGAGAUCGCCAACGACGUACUUCCAUUGCCGAUACACAUACAGGUAUUAGUACGAGGACGCAGCCAGCGUCUCGUAUUGAACAGCAAGGUGAUGCGGGUGCAGCGGUCCUUAGUUGCAGUACAGAUAACAAUAGUAAGUUAUUAUUUCGGAUUCUGCCGGUCGUGCUGUAUGGGAACCAAAAGCGCGUUGAGACGUACGCACUUUUAGAUGAAGGUUCGUCAAUAACAAUGAUUGAUAGCACACUAAUUGAAGAGCUCGGCUUACGUGGCCGGACUGAACGCUUGAACCUACAGUGGUUCGGAGGACGUGCCGCUCAGGAGUCGGCCAUGGUGGUAGAUCUACUCGUGAGUGGUGCCGGUAUGCAAAAGAGACAUAAGUUACGAAGGGUUUAUGGUGUUUCAAACUUGCAGCUGCCUUCUCAGAGUCUGAAUAAAUCCGAUUUGCGUUGCCAUGAAAGCCAAUUGAAUAAGCUGGCAGUUGAACCAUACGCACAAGUCAAGCCAAAGCUGCUAAUCGGACUCGACCACUGCCACCUCGGUUUGCCGUCAACUACAAUGCAGCUAAACAAGUGUGGGCCAUUCGCUGCGAAUACUGAGCUAGGAUGGGUUGUAUUUGGGCCAACAAUGAACUCCGAUCCAUCAUUGCCAUCAUGCUUAUUCGUUAACUGCCACACUGAUCAAUCUCUACAUAAUAUGGUUGCUGAAUACUUCGAGACGGAAAGCUUUGGUGUUCGAGCUGCACCUAUCAUGGAGAGUGAAGCUGACGUCCGUGCUCGGGAAAUCUUGAAGUCUACUACAUGCCGUGUUGAAGGAAGGUACCAGACUGGUCUGCUCUGGAAACGUUCCGACAUACAGCUACCUGCCAGCUAUUCUAUGGCUUUGAAAAGAUUAGCGGGUGUUGAAGCAAAAAUGAGGCGCGAUACAGACUUUGCCGCUGAAUAUAACCGCAUCAUAAGUUCUUACGUCAUGAAGGACUACGCACGAAAGCUGUCGCCAGAAGAAGCCGCUUUAACUUGCAAUAGAACAUGGUACCUGCCUCAUUUUGCCGUGAAGAAUCCAAAUAAGCCAGGCAAGUUACGCAUGGUGUUCGACGCAGCUGCUGAGGUGGACGGUGUGUCCCUUAAUUCACAGCUUAUGAAGGGUCCGCAAGAGUAUCGGUCUUUGCCUGCUAUACUAUUCCACUUUCGGGAAGGAGCAACGGGCGUGUGUGGGGACAUCAAAGAGAUGUUUCACCAGGUGCUGGUUCAACGUGACGACAGAUGUGCGCAACGAUUUCUUUGGCACCAAGGUGAUACUACCAGACAGCCCGAGGUAUAUGAGAUCCGCGUAAUGACCUUUGGAGCAGCAUGUUCGCCUUGCGCCGCCAAUUAUGUGAAGACGAUCAAUGCGUUGGAGUAUGGCAACAAAGUCAAGGGUGCUACCCGAGCCGUGAAAUCGAUACUGGACUACCAUUAUGUCGAUGACUAUGUCGAUAGCUUUGACACAGAGGAAGAAGCAGCUGACAUAACGAAACAAAGUGACAGAAGCACUUAG
Messenger RNA from Anastrepha ludens (Mexican fruit fly), 3003 nucleotides. RefSeq lists its product as uncharacterized. The transcript is spliced from 2 exons. The coding region runs from base 1 to 3003 and encodes 1000 amino acids. Lineage: Eukaryota; Metazoa; Arthropoda; Insecta; Diptera; Tephritidae. The record is from RefSeq and is a predicted model, not a curated record.